This is a messenger RNA of Dichomitus squalens LYAD-421 SS1, 261 nucleotides long. RefSeq names its product splicing factor 3B subunit 5. The record is from RefSeq and is a predicted model, not a curated record. The transcript is spliced from 6 exons. Gene Ontology annotation, biological process: mRNA splicing, via spliceosome. NCBI's taxonomy places the organism in Eukaryota, Fungi, Basidiomycota, Agaricomycetes, Polyporales, Polyporaceae. Bases 1 to 261 code for a protein of 86 amino acids. Gene Ontology annotation, cellular component: U2 snRNP; precatalytic spliceosome.
AUGUCUUCUGAGCUACGGUACACGGCGAACACUCAACUUGAGCAUUUGCAUGCUCGUUACACUGGCACAGGCCAUGCCGAUUUAACGAAAUAUGAGUGGCUUACCCACCAGCACAGGGACACGCUGUCGUCUAUCGUCGGGCACCCCACUUUGACUUCUUAUUUGGCCAUUGCUGACGGAGAGGCAGUUGGACGAGUCAGGUUUGAGAUGACUGAGCGUAUGUUACAGCCGUGCGGCCCUCCCCCUCCCAAAGACGAUUGA